Messenger RNA from Puccinia graminis f. sp. tritici CRL 75-36-700-3, 1343 nucleotides. Its product is annotated as Ras family protein. The record is from RefSeq and is a predicted model, not a curated record. NCBI's taxonomy places the organism in Eukaryota, Fungi, Basidiomycota, Pucciniomycetes, Pucciniales, Pucciniaceae. Gene Ontology annotation, molecular function: GTPase activity; GTP binding; GDP binding. Gene Ontology annotation, cellular component: plasma membrane. The transcript has 6 exons. Gene Ontology annotation, biological process: signal transduction. The coding region runs from base 514 to 1083 and encodes 189 amino acids.
UGAUGAUGAUGAUGAUGAUGAUGAUGGCCCGGAGACUGGAGAAGUUGGCUAAGUGAAAAAAAAGAGGACUAGCUGGCCGAAGCAGAAGAAGAAGAACAGCCCACUCGACACCAACUUGGCCUCCUGAGCCACUACAUAGCCCACACAACCUACACACCACCAAAACCAAAAGAAAACCAACAACAAACACCCUCAGGACACUCGACCGAGCACAACAAGCACAAGCUGUCAAUCCAACCAAACAGAACCAGAACAACCAACAAACCGCCCAACGCUUGAUCAUCCUCAGAACCAUCUCCGCAUCCGAAAAUCACUAGCGAACUGCCCCUCUCCCAGCUCGACAGCAUCUUCGAUCAUACCUUCCCAUCCUUACCUCCUCUCCCCUCCUCUCUGCUCGAGACUCUGCAUUAACCAGCCUUCGAAAACUGACAACUCGCUCGAAUACAACAAGGCUCGCUUACAUCGCCUCUUCCCAUUAACAAAAAAAACAAAACAAAAAACUUGCUCGAAACGAUGACCAAUAAUAUGAUGAUGUUUAAGAUCGUCCUGUUGGGCGAUGGAGGCGUUGGAAAAACAACUCUGAUCAUCCAGCUAUGUCUGAAUAAAUUCAUGGAUGGAUACGACCCGACGAUCGAGGACUCGUACCGAAAACACCUGAUCAUCGACGACCAACCGUGUAUUCUAGAGAUCCUUGAUACGGCCGGACAGGAGGAAUACACCGCUUUGAGGGACCAGUGGAUACGAGAAGGCGAAGGAUUUGUGCUAGUCUAUUCGAUCACGGCGCGAUCGACGUUCGAGCGCAUCGAGCGAUUCCGCUCGCAGAUCCUACGGGUGAAAGACACGGAGACGAUGCCGAUCAUCCUAGUGGGAAACAAGGCGGACAAGGUGCAUGAACGGGAGGUGGGCAAGGACGAAGGCUUGGCGUGUGCGCGGAAGAUGGGCUGCGACUUCGUCGAGACUAGUGCUAAGACUCGUCUGAACGUCGAGGCCGCUUAUUUCAAUCUCAUCAGAGCUAUUAUGGCCCUCAGAGAAGGCGACCGGAAGCGGCCGAAAGAAAGGAAACGAAGGUGUCGGAUACUCUAACCCCCCUCUCUAUUUCUUAUCCCUUCCCAAUUUGUCUUUCUUUCUUUCUUUUCCCUUUUUGUAAUCAGCAAGAACACACAUAUAUAUAUACAUAUAAAAAAAACAUGAUCCGAUCAAGGGGGAGAGACGUUUUGUUUCCUUUUCUCAGUUCAAUUAUGAUUAUUUAUAUACUUUUUUUUUGUUUAUCUUUAUCUCUUUAUUUAUUUAUUUAUAUAUAUAUAGUGUCCUUUUGUUCCUUCCUUCCUUCCUUCCUUCCUUCC